This is a messenger RNA of Ictidomys tridecemlineatus (thirteen-lined ground squirrel), 2185 nucleotides long. It is a transcript of the gene Fcrla, whose product is annotated as Fc receptor like A. Gene Ontology annotation, molecular function: transmembrane signaling receptor activity. Lineage: Eukaryota; Metazoa; Chordata; Mammalia; Rodentia; Sciuridae. Gene Ontology annotation, cellular component: external side of plasma membrane. Gene Ontology annotation, biological process: immune response; cell surface receptor signaling pathway. The record is from RefSeq and is a predicted model, not a curated record.
GAAGACCUAGACGCAUUUACCAUGAAGCUGAGCUGUGUUCCCAUGGCCUGGGCCCUCUAUAUUCCCUCUGCCGUACUCUGGGAAGCUCAUUUGUUGGUGGUUGCAGCAUCAUUUUCUGGUUCUCCUUGGGACAUAUCCUCUUCAGCUGCCAGUUUUGAGACUCUGCAGUGUGAAGGACCUGUCAGCACUGAGAAGAGUAACUGCCACAUGGAUGACGACUUGAAGGACCCAAGGGAAACUGACUAUCAGGUCAAGGGCUACACUUUCAGUGAACCCUUCCAUCUGAUCGUGUCUUAUGACUGGCUGAUCCUCCAAGGCCCAGCUGCACCCAUAUUUGAAGGAGAUCCACUGGUUCUGCGCUGCCGGGCCUGGCAAGACUGGCCACUGACUCAGGUCACCUUCUACCGAGAUGGUUCAGCCCUGGGUCCCCCUGGACCAAACAAGGAAUUCUCCAUCGCUGUGGUGCAAGAGGCAGACAGUGGGCAUUACCACUGCAGUGCCAUCUUUAGAAGCCCCGGUCCAGGGAGCCCAGAAACAACAUCUACGGUGGCUAUCACAGUCCAAGAACUGUUUGCAGCCCCAGUUCUCAGAGCCUCGCCGUCUGCUGAACCCAAAGAAGGAAGCCCAGUGACUCUGAGCUGUCACACAAAGCUGCCCCUGCAGAGGUCAGCCGCCCGCCUCCUCUUCUCCUUCUACAAGGAUGGAAGAACAGUGCGCAGCAAGGGCCUCUCCUCAGAAUUUCAGGUCCCCACAGCCUCAGUAGAGCACUCAGGAUCCUACUGGUGUGAGGCAGCCACUGAAGAUGGACAAGUUUGGAAACAGAGCUCCCAGCUAGAAAUCAGGGUGCAGGGUCCCUCCAGCUCUGCUGAAUCGCCCACCUUGAAUCCAGCUCCUCAGAAACUGGCUGCUCCAGAAACGACUUCUAAGGAGACCCCUGGCCCUCUGCCUCCACUAGCUACCCCUUCUGAGCACCGAGGCUUCUCCUCUCCGGAUCCCCACCUGCAUCACCAGAUGAGCAUUCUUCUCAAACUCAUGCAGGAUGUAAGAGCUCUUCUUGGUCACCUGGUCAUAGAGCUGAGGGACUUAUCUGGCCACCUGAAGCCUGAAACCACAAAGGCUCCUGUCAAGUGAAAGUACACUAUUCAACCAUGAUCUGGCUCACCCACCCCCGAUAAGUCCAAUAUUUUCUACUUUUGUCUUUCUAUUCUGCACACAUGCAUAGUUUUACAAGUUGUCCUCAGUGUCUUAUAAGAACAAUGGAAUUAGGGGGCAUAUAAAUAAAUUUGUAUGAAGCAAUAAUUGGAGUUUAACUAUAAUUGUUUAUUCUUAUAGCAUGACAACAUCAUUGUGUUCUCUCCAGAUCAGGAAUUUCUGUUCCCCAAGCCAGAACCUGAUGACUUAAAGAGAAAAAAAAAAUGGAGGUAGAUUUCAUAUAGCAAUAUCAAGUGGGGGCAAUUUUGUUCCCUGAACAUUUUUGUCCUCACACAAGGUAAAAGGGAUGUGUGUGCCACUGGCAUCUAGUCAGGAGAAGCCAAGAAUGCUGCUAACUAUCCUAUAAUGCACAGGACAUCCUCUUCCUCUUAACAAAAGAUAAUCUAUCCCAAAAUGCCAACAGUGCCAAAGUUGAGAAACCCCAGCCUAAUGAUAGACAAGUAUUAGACUCUGGAGUGAGACUUUCCCUCUACUAAGUAUCCUCUCCUUCCAACCUCCUAAAGCAAAUAUUAAUUACAUGCUACUAUUUAGUCAGUGCUAUGGUCUGAAUGCUUAUUUCUCCAAAAAUUUAUAUAUUGAAAUCUUAAUCCCUAAGGUGAUAGUAUUGAUAGAAGGGACCUUUGGGACUAGAUGAGGUAAUGAGAGCAGAACCCUAGUAUUGGGAUUAGGGCCUUUAUAAAGAAGACCCUACAGAACUAGCCUGCCCUUUUGCCAUGUAAGAACACAUCAAAAAGAUGCUCUUUAGGAAUCAGAAAGUGAGCCCUCUGGGCUGGAGUUGUGGCUCAGUGGUAGAGUGUUUGCCUGGCAUGUGUGAAGCCCUGGGCUGGAUCCUCAGUGCCACAUAUAAAUAAAUGAAACAAAGAUCCAUUGAUAACUAAAUAUAUAUAUAGAGAGCCCUUGCCAGUUGCUGAAUCCGUUUGCUUGCUUUAAGCUUGGAUUUCCCAGCCUCCAGAAUUGUGAGAAUAAAUUUCUG